AUGGGGCCAAAACGGCAGAGCCUAAAGAACCUCGCUGGGGUGCAGGAUCUCAAUCGGAAGAAUACUAGUUUUUGCAGACGUCCAACAUAUGCUCUCUGCGUCUUUACUGUGCUUUUUAUGCUUUUCUACAGAGGCCACGCUUCUCCAAAUCCAGUAUCACCAGAGGAGGAAAUUCUUCAGUUGAAUGCCACGCAACUCCGAGUAUUCCAGGUGUACAAGCCGGUUCCCGAUGAACCAUCACACGAAAUCCCAGGAGGAUGCAAUGCGGAAAUUUUAUUGAUGCGACAUGAGUUUGGUUCUAGCUAUGGCCAUCCGUUUGUUGGAAACUAUGUCCCUCCUCGAUGUGAUUUCGACACUGUAAUCAUGACUAUGACAGUAACAUCCAAAGGUCGCCAGUUCGAUAGACUUGCGCUGAUGUUUCUUGGCGAUACCGAAGUAUUCCGGACAUCAACGGCCGAACCUACGACUAAUGGUAUUAUUUGGACCUACCUCAAAGACAUGUCGCUCUACAAGGCACUAUGGGCCAAGCCCCAGAAGUUAAUUUUCGAUCUUGGGAAUUUAAUCAACGAUAAAUACACCGGCCCAUUCGACGUGAAGCUGACCGCCAAGUUUUCCUUGAAAUUUCAUGGGAUUAGGGCGGCAGAUAUUAUACUCCCGAUCUCCGCCCGGCUUUCAGUAGCAGAUUCUCCAAGUGGCUUUAAUAUUCCAGAUGAUAACGCGACUGUGACACAUAUUAUACAUCCAGAUGUUUCGCGAGCCACAGUGUCCAUAUCUGCCUGUGGCCAAUCCACGGAAGAAUUCUGGUACAGCAAUGUCCUGUCUUCCGACGUACUUACGUUUAAUAAAACAGCGGGGCCACUGUCAUUAAGCGUCACUUCUCCUUCUUCGCAAUGGACUCAAAGCCUAAGCUUUUCCAACUCGGGGUCCUUUUCAGAGCAAGGUCAGACACAGCUGAUCAAACAAGUGACAGAUGCUACAUCAGAAUCUCUCGACUUGAUGGGCGAAAAGGACCUCGUUAUUAGCAGAAUAGCCAGCUCCUAUCCGCUUGAAGUGUGCUCAACGUAUCAAUCCAAUCCUAACGGUCUGGAGAUUAACGCCUCCCUGUCUCGCGGUUUGCAAUUCUCCUACCAGAGUGACGUCAGCUAUUAUUCCCCUUAUACCCUCACAACUGGUUCCUCCGAAUAUGAUGCGAGACAGUUGGGCAAAGCAACAUAUCGGUCAAUGUCCAAGGGCAGUUCAAGCUCUACAGGCGAUACAUUGGAGAUUUUCAAAGAGAAGUCUGCAGGGGCAACCUUCGACGCAGAGGGCCAGGAAAAGCAAAUAUUAAACGCCUCUCAUCUGGCCGUCAGCACCAUGCAUGGAUGGAUGGACGCCCAUGUCCGUAUCUCGAACAAGGUGUCCAAACUCUCCGAGCUGACUGUUCUUAACCUGUCAUUCCCAAAUCCACUCGCCAAGCAAAAAUUCAGGGACGCCGGCUGUCCUAUUCUGAUUUCGGCAAGGUUGCAUUAG
Histoplasma mississippiense is the source of this 1509-nucleotide messenger RNA. RefSeq lists its product as hypothetical. Lineage: Eukaryota; Fungi; Ascomycota; Eurotiomycetes; Onygenales; Ajellomycetaceae. The record is from RefSeq and is a predicted model, not a curated record. The transcript has 4 exons. The coding region runs from base 1 to 1509 and encodes 502 amino acids.